UCAGUCGAAUCAGUCUUAAAAGUCGAAGCUGCUGGCCACGUUCUGAUUGCUGAGGUUGCGGAUUGUGUUUUAUGCAAUAAAAAAAGUUUAACAAACUUUAUGUGUUUAUUGUCGUAGUUUUGUUAUUAUCAAAUAUAUCGAAGGUAUUUGCUAUAAUACUUUUAAUAUACUAUAGUGCAUUUAAGUGGCCAAGUGAGGUUAGGUGAGGUUAAGUGAGGUUAGGUUUCAUCCAGAUAUUUUUUAAUGUUGGCAUUUUAGAAUUCGAGAACCUUCAAGGCUUCAAGACGAGAUUUUCUGGACUUUACUAAAAUAUUUUCAGUUAAGUAACUGAGAUAGUUUUGUGGAAAAAAGUCAACAAAUUUAUUAUACAGUAUCUUUUAUUACUGGAGAUCAACAAAAGGACAGAUUGAGUCGUGCAAUGGCGCAUAUGGUAUUGCAAAUAAAGCCAUUUCAAUUGGUGCAAUUCAUUUCACCAGGUAAACGUUCUGUGACUAAAAGUAUAGAUAUUACGUUGUUAAAAUGGAUGCGAUUCGACGAGAAAAAGAAAAAGUUCGUAACAAAGUAUAUGCCACCUCCUUAUAAUGAUGAAACCAGUACAAUUCUAUAUGAUUUAAUACAUAAACAAGGAGAUGUACCUGAUGACAGUUGGCCAGAAUAUCCUAUUCAAAUUCACGGUCACGCAGAUACAUUUGAAAUGGCAGUGAUGAGAUUAAAUCAAUUAAAAAUUGAUAAAUUUGCGUAUACUGAAUCGGAGACAGAACCGAAAAAGAAAAAGAAAAUGACUGAGGAUCAAAUUAAAAAUAAAUUGCAGUCAUUGUCAAGUUUAGAUGAUAUUUUAAAUGUUUCUGACAUUGUGAUGCCUACGCCAGGGGACACUGAAUCGGCUAAUUCAUCGAUUUCCACGUCGAUUUAUAGAAAACCGGAAAAUCCUUCUAGUUCCGGCAAGCAACCGGCUAUAUUGCCGAAUUCUAAAAAGGGGAGAAACUCUUCGACUUUGGCAGAAAAAUCAAGAAAGGAUUCUUUUAGCAGUGAUGAUUCUAUAACCGAGAAUGGAGAAAGAAUAAAACCAAAAAAUAAUUCUAAAUUUAAUGUAUUUGGAUCUCGUAUGGAACUUGACGAAUCACUAGAUAAUGAUUCCGAUGAUGUCGAAUUUGAUAGAGAAGGGUUCGCAGUAAAUCAAAUUUCAUUAAGUCAGUCUGACCGAAAGAAAAAUACAGUGAGGAACUUUGCUGAGCAUUCGUACAGAGCUGACAAGAACAGGAAAUCCGUCUCCAAUUCCGGUGAAAAUAAACUUCCAGCAAAAGAAAAAGAUUAUUUCAAAUUCCUUGUGAAAGAAAUAAAAUCAUUACGACUUGAUGUACAAAAUGUUCGUGAUAACACUAACAUUGUAAUCGGAAUGAUAGAGCAGCUUGCAAAUCUCAACCAUAAUGACCAAAAAUGCUUUGAACAACAAUACGAGUUAAAUCUACCGUUACAAACCCUGGAAGAAUUAGAAAAACUCAACCAACUGCUGUUGAAUAACGAAGUUUGCAAUAAACAUUUUAAAGCAUCUGUAAAGUUAACAUUAAAUAAGGACAUUGGCGUCAGAAAAACUUUGAAUCUUUUGAUUAAAAAGUUCUGUGGCAGAGAAGUUGUUUUACAACUAACCAGCUCAAAGACAAGUCCGGGAAAAAUAGUUUUUAAAACUAUGGCAUUUUGUUCGAGUUUAAUAGAUGUUGCUACAGAAAAAUUUGAAAUAUCAGAAGAGGCAAUUUUAGCUCAUUUAGGCGUGAUUUUUGGAAAUGCCAAAGAUUGGGAUGGGCAUCGGAAGCAAAGAAAAGAAAAACACUCAGACAUUUUAUAAAUUAUCUUUCUUUUUGUUAAAUUAAAAAUCUUAU
Leptopilina heterotoma is the source of this 1877-nucleotide messenger RNA. RefSeq lists its product as uncharacterized. The transcript is spliced from 9 exons. Lineage: Eukaryota; Metazoa; Arthropoda; Insecta; Hymenoptera; Figitidae. The record is from RefSeq and is a predicted model, not a curated record. The coding region runs from base 419 to 1843 and encodes 474 amino acids.